AAGCGGCUUGAAACUUGAGGCUUGCUGCCCAGAGUGAAGGUGGGCCAGUCCGUGCGGAGCUCCGAGCGUUCCGUGCGGCCUGGGUUAGCCGCCGGGGUCCGAGGGAGUGUCCUGAAGGCGGAGACAGUGAGUCCCCCUCCGGCCUUCACUCCGGCAGGAACUGCUUCAAAGCCACGAUCCUAAUGGUUCAUGCAAACCGUGGGUUCUCUCCGGUAGCUCUUUGCCACUCACCCAGUGGCACGUGAUGGUCACUGUCCCCCGUAAACAGUAACCGAAAUGCUCCAGGAAGCUGCCCCGGUCUGCAGCUCUGCGUGGGCACCGGGCCCGGAGGAUGGCUGGCUCAGGCCCGAGCCCUCAGGGAGGCGGGGGGACAGGGCGCCCACCUGGAGGCUGUCUGUCCAGCCCCCGGGCCAGUGUCUGGUUUACGGGGGCUCCACCCGUGGUCCCUCUGCUUCCCGAUGCCCUGUUCCUCCACCACGUAAGCUUGAGGCGCUGCACUCACCUGGCUUGUUUUCCUGCCCUGUGUCGAGCUGCUCCUCAGGAUCCAAGUUUUGUAUCCGGGGAGUUCCCGGAGGCGGCAGCCCCCUGCCAGCCUCCCUGGCUCCACACACACAGCCUGGGCAGCCUCAGCCAGAACCUCUCCGGCCAUCCGUCUUCAUGACCGGACCCCAGCCCAGCCUGUUGGCUGCCUGUCGCAUCAAGGCAUGCCCCCGGGGCUUUCCACAGGUCCAGGGGAAGGACACACACACACACACUCUCUUUCUCCAGAAUUUGAAAACCGCAAGCUUGGUAUUUCGUCCAGGUGUUCUGCUGACCUGGAAGUGGUUUCGGGUGGUGCCUCCCUGCGUCACCUCUUCCCGUUCUUGUCUUCAGGGCUCCUGAAGCUGAGCUCCCUGCCAAGCCAGGAGGGUGCGCCGCAGCUCCUUUGACAACUUACUACUUUUCCUGCAGAUGAUAUUCUCUUUCGUAUUUGCUUUCUGUCUUCAGGGAUCUAACCUCACACCUUCCAUACACUCAGGGUACCUUUGGGAGCUGGGCACAGUCCCCAUCGCCUCUCCCUGUGUGUGGCUGGCCCUGGGGCCCUGCGUUCAGGCGCCUCUUUCUAGCAGAGACCCAACCAUCCUCCAGUUUGCGGUCCUGGUGGCCUCCGGGGGGCCAGGGUCUCUGCGUGUGUCCUCACCAGUGUCAGCAGCCCUGGCCUGGGAGCGCCUGCCACAGGCAGACGUGGGACCCGGAGGGUGAGCUCCUUCCUGCAGCGGCUGUCGCGAUCCCGCGGUGCGGUCACACCUGGGCAUCAGGCUCCGCAGCCACCCCAAACUGGUACUGUGAGUUCUGGGUGCCAGACCUGUUUCCCUGACCAGCCUGUGAAUGGGAUGGUGCGAGUGACCUGGUUCUCGAAGCGCCCAAAUCAACCUGAUGUUGUCCACAUCAUAACACUCGGAGCACUGCAAGGGCAGAUCCUCCACGGAGACACACGUAGGGGAGAUGAAACUGGAGAAUGCAGAAGACACUUCAUUCCCGCGAGCCCAGUGCGUGUGAUCUCCAGCUGUCUGCGUCAGCCUCACCAAAGAGGCGGGUGAGGCAGGGUGCUCAUCUGGAAACCAGGUCCCCGGGCCAGGACUCGGGCCGGGGCACAUGCUCAUUGCUAACCCUUUCUGCAGGGGACGGAAUGGGCCUGCCUUGUGUAGCGUGGGCCUUUAGAAUGCAGGUGACCUGGGGGCACUUCUUCAAACACAUCACUCUGUGGAUUGGAAUUCAUGGUUUCUAAGUUACCGAAUGGGGGCUCUAACAAAAGCAUUGCCUUAGACUUACGUCAGUGGUUUUCCUGGUAAAGUCUCUCCUGCAACCUCGGGGCUGACGGUGAACCCCUGUCUCAAAGGGGACUGCAUACCCAGGCCACCAUCACUCUGCUGUGCUCGGCUCCUGGGCAGCUUGCAGUGACAGCAAGCACAUUGGAAUUUGUGUCCUGAGAAGUUAUUCGUCUUUGUGGUCAACCUUUUGGAAGAAAUGGAUUUGGAUCAAUUGGACCUGAAUCCCAGAAUUAUUGCUGCAGUUAAGAAAGCCAAACUGAAAUCAGUGAAGGAGGUUUUGCAUUUUUCUGGACCAGACUUGCAGAGACUGACCCGCCUCCCCAGCCUCGACGUGCAGCACUUGCUGAGAACGGCCUCCUCACACCUGCAGGGGAGCCGCGUCUGCACAGCGCUGCAUCUGCACCAGCAGAAGCAGAGGUUCCCCGCGCAGCACCAGCGCCUGAGCCUGGGCUGCCCCGUGCUCGACGGGCUUCUCCGCGGCGGCCUGCCCCUGGACGGCCUCACCGAGCUGGCCGGCCCCAGCUCCGCCGGCAAGACCCAGCUGGCGCUGCAGCUCUGCCUGACCGUGCAGUUCCCGCGGCGGCACGGAGGCCUGGAGGCCGGGGCCGUGUACAUCUGCACGGAAGACGUCUUCCCCAGCGCGCGUCUGCAGCAGCUCAUGGCUCAGCAGCGGCGCCUGCGGACGGACGUGCCGGGAGACGUGGUCGACAGGAUAAAAUUUGGCAACCAGAUCUUUGUUGAGCACGUGGCCGACGUGGACACCCUCCUGGAGUGUGUGAGGAAGAAGGUGCCCGCGCUGCUGUCUCGGGGGAUGGCCCGCUUGGUGGUCAUCGACUCCGUGGCCGCCCCGUUCCGCUGCGAGUUUGAUGGCGCGGCCUCGGUCCCCAGGGCCAGGUGUCUGCAGGCACUGGGGGCCGCCCUGCGCCAGCUGAGCUGCACCUUCCAGAGCCCGGUGCUGUGCAUCAACCAGCGUCUGGGACGAGCGGGUUUCUCCAGCUCUCGGAAUGACCUGGUCCAACCAGCUCCUAAUGAGACUGAUGGUCAGCCGGCGCCGCCCCGACCGCACCCUAAGGGUGGUCUUCGCCCCUCACCUGCCCCCCUCGUCCUGUUCCUACACAGUCAACGCGGAGGGAGUGCGAGGGACUCCUGGGACCGCGUCCUGCUGACACGGCAGCUGUGGGUCGGCCGCGGGUUCUGGCCGCACCUUCCCCGCUCUGCAGGCACGGGGGGCUGACGACCCCGCACACCCACUGCUGGGUCAGGAUGUGCUUGACGGUGUUGGCCGCACCUUCUCCACGGCAGGGAGGCUGUGCGCACGGAUGAGCUGCCCGACGAGGCCUCCCCGUGUGCCCCAUGCCCCCCGUGCUCACCAUGCUGCCUGGCACGGUGGGCCUGGGACCCCCUCAGCACAGCUCACUCUCCGCCAGACUCUGCCCUAAGUAACUCCUCCACGUUGAUGCAGGUCUUCUCCCCAGCCCCUGGGGAUGGGGAGUUACCAUCCUUGGUCUCAGGGACACUGGGGCACAGAGCAGUCCAGUGACUUGGCCAUCGCCCCCCGCAGUUCCAUGAGCCGGACACUGACCCCGGGCUGGUGCCAGGAAGACAGGCACACGCCUGACCCAGUAGGGGUGGAGGCAGAGGUCCCUGGGACUGGGCAGACUCCUUCUGUUUGGACAUUUUCUAGAGCAGAAACAUUCAUUUGUAAUUUCUAUCCCCUUGUUAAAAUAGUCUGUGGCCCUCAAAAGGGUAAGAAUGGCCGGUAUAAACAGGAAAAAGGUCUUUUAGGGCUGCAAUUUUAUAAAAGCCUUUCUGCAAGUGCAGGGACUUCACACCAGGAAAUAAACCAUUUUAUUUUCGUAAUUAAAUAAUAAACAAUCCCAAAUUAUUUUCUAGGCAAAUCACACUAACAGUGAGGAAACUACAAUCCAAGACAGUGUACACGUGGCAGACGGGCCACCCCUGGGGGGAUGCACACCAGUGCUGGGCCCCUGCCCACCCGUCCCAGAGGGACACCCCUGCAGCAGGGCGGUCUCCCCGUGACACAGACGGCCCAGACUCCCGGGCCCUGCACCAUCCCCUCUGUCCCAUGCACUCCUCAGUGCUGUCAGGCAGGCCUCACAGACCUGGGGUCCCCCCGCCCCGAGGGUUCCCCCGAGGACGAUGGGGACAAAUGUGGAACAGUGCGCGUCUUUAGGCCUGCCCCCGUCACACGUAGGAUGCGGUGCACCCUGACGGGACGCCCUCCGCUGAUGGGAACCUCACCCUCGGUCGCUGCUUUACCACUUCAGAAUUUUCAGAAGUUUGAGGACCGUACAGCAUACUGCUCAGGAAGAAGUGCACGUAUAAACAUCUCCUCUCCGUGCUUCCCAAGAACAUUCUACAAAGUUACGACGACGGGCAGUCUGUUCUAUGAACUGUAAACGAUGUAUUCUUAGCAAUAUUUAUGUUACCAUAAACACUGAAUUUCUCAUUA
This is a messenger RNA of Leptonychotes weddellii (Weddell seal), 4284 nucleotides long. The record is from RefSeq and is a predicted model, not a curated record. NCBI's taxonomy places the organism in Eukaryota, Metazoa, Chordata, Mammalia, Carnivora, Phocidae.